Messenger RNA from Ictalurus furcatus (blue catfish), 1689 nucleotides. RefSeq names its product C-type mannose receptor 2-like. The record is from RefSeq and is a predicted model, not a curated record. The transcript has 6 exons. NCBI's taxonomy places the organism in Eukaryota, Metazoa, Chordata, Actinopteri, Siluriformes, Ictaluridae. Bases 754 to 1689 code for a protein of 311 amino acids.
UACAUUUGUAGAAGAUACUCAUUACCUCCUGGCAUUUCUUUUGAUAGGUUGCUUAGCCAUAGGUAUAGCAUUUUAAAAGUGUGAGCUAUAUCUAGGUUAAGCAUAUCUUGAAGUAGGUUUAAUUGAGUGACUUCUGUCCUUGUUUUUUUUAUUAUUAUUUUUUUUUAUUUGAUUUGAUUUGUUAUUUCAUUAAAAAAAAAUUAGAACUCUUUUGAUAUAUGCCCAAGUUUGUUUUUUUUAAUGGUAAAUGCGUAGGCUAAUGUUGAUGGCAGUGCUCCCCAAUACUCCCACAUACAAUGUGUUCUGGGAUUCUGAAAUAAUUAAUCAUAUGACUGAAGACGAGUUUGGCUGUUUGAAAGGCAGCUGUUUGUCCCUUUCUGUCCCAUUUGUUGCAAGCAAUGUCUCAGAUUUUUUUUAAUUUCUAACAUAUAUUCAAGCAUAAAUAAAUUUAGAACCCCUGCAUAAAAUAAUAAAGAUCCAGUAAAAAAAUGUCCCAUAUGGAGAAAAAAACAACAACAAAAAAUUGACAGCACUGGAGAGUGACAUGAAGAAAAGAGGAAAACAAUCUUUCCAAUCCCAAAACACCAGUUUCUGUCACAUGGGUAAGGAAGACAACUGUUUUGCAUGUGACUUUUCUUAAAAGGCAGAUAAACUUGUGAGAGAUUGUCAGAGAGAAGAGGUUCAGAGAAUAAACUGACAUGCUUCAUCAUCUCAUUCACAUUACAAAUUUUGAAUUCAACAGUAACCUCGGUGAUGAAGACAUGUUUGUUUCUACUCUUGUUUUACACAGGAGUCAUCCCCACUGUCCUCUCUGUCUCUCAUAAGUACUAUCUGAUAAAUCAGGGGAAAACAUGGAGUGAUGCUCAGGCUUACUGUCGGGCUACAUAUACUGACCUGGCGAUCAUUAAAAGCAAUGAUGACAUGGAACAACUUCAGAAAGAAGCACAGAUGCAACAGUUCAGUUCCAGCACUUGGAUUGGACUGUACAAUGAUGUCAACAGCUGGCGCUGGUCCUUUGGAAAUGAGCCAUUGGGAAGUAUGACAAAAUGGAAGCCAGGAGAGCCUAACAACAGGGGCGGACAUGAAGAGUGUGUUGUAACAUCUUCGUUGGCUUGGUUUGACACCCCAUGUACACGGAAGUUUCCCCUUCUCUGCUUUGAUGACAGACAAACUGGCACUGGGAGUUACAUUUAUAUCUCUAGUACAAUCACCUUUCUUGAAGCUCAGAGUUACUGUAGACAGCAUUAUACAGACCUGACCAGUGUGAGAAACGCAACAGAACACCUAGCUAUACAGGGACUGGUCCCUGGAAAUACUUGGAUUGGCCUGUUCAGAGACGCCUGGAAGUGGGUAGACAAAACCAACUUCUCUACCAGCAGCUGGAUGUCAGGAAAACCUGAUAAUGCCCUGGGGAAUGAAAAUUGUGGUUAUUUAAAUAACAGUCAGGCCGCUGAUGCACAGUGCUCAGAUGUAAUGCCUUUCUUCUGUUACUCAGAAAUAAUUAAAAAACAAAUCAUCAGACUGAAGAUCCAUUCCAAUCAGGAUGUUAACAAUCUGAUAUCACAGUCAGCCAUCUUAGAGCAGAUCAGGCAAAAACUGAAGGAUCAUGGGAUGGCAGAGAACAUCACAGUGGAAUGGAGAAAGCAAUCAAAUGGAGUAGUUUUUCACAAGGAGAAAGAAGUAGAUUAG